This is a messenger RNA of Portunus trituberculatus (swimming crab), 5148 nucleotides long. RefSeq lists its product as uncharacterized. Gene Ontology annotation, cellular component: proteasome regulatory particle, lid subcomplex. Gene Ontology annotation, biological process: ubiquitin-dependent protein catabolic process. The record is from RefSeq and is a predicted model, not a curated record. Gene Ontology annotation, molecular function: structural molecule activity. Lineage: Eukaryota; Metazoa; Arthropoda; Malacostraca; Decapoda; Portunidae.
CUUUUAAAACACAUUAAAGGCUGGCCGAGAUGGAGGACUUGCCGGCGUGACUCUCGGGUGACUUGCAUGAGGACACAAGAAGAAGAGGAAGCAAAAAUCAUGACGCCCCGCAAAAAGAAUAAGAAGAAUUCCACUGAUGGGGAAGAUAGUGCAAAUCUUACCAAGAAAAGAGGGAGAAGUAAGGACAAUUCCAGCCCACCUGUUGCCUCCCCGCCAACUGUUCGUCGCUCCCAGAGGAGGACCUUGGCACAGGCCAGCCCAUCUCAGGAUGAAAGUGAAACAACCCCUAAAAGGUCUCGACAGGCAGGUCCCAGUCCAGAAACACCUUCCAGAGUCAGUCCUCGAGGGAAGAGAGAAACCAGCUCUCCUAUUCCUUCCAGAACAUCCCCCAGGGGUGACCGGAGAAGUCUCAGGGGCAGUAGCACUGAGUCCAGUGCCAGCAAUGUGAGUAGUGCUGCCAUCAACUGUGCUUCAGCAGAACGUGGUGCCACUUCACCAUGUCGGAGGCGGACUCGCAGAGAAAGCAACAGUUCAUCUGUCAGUGCAACUUCAGACACAUCAUCAAUCACACCCUCAACUCCUCAGAGGGGCCGGGGAAGUAAAAGGAAGGUGUUGGAUAAAUCAGAUAAAGGAGAAGUGGAGUCUUCCAAGGAGGCCAAUGGACCAUCCCCUCAGUACUCCCCCAGCACCAAGAAGAGAAGAGGGAGAUCCCAGGCUGAAAUUUCACCAUUAACCACCAAUGGCAAAAGUGAAGAUCAUGUGAGACCAAGAAGAAGGAUAUGCAAGACACACUCACCACACAAAGUUUUGGAUGGAGGAGUGGAUGAAGCAGAAGAAAGUUUGGCAGAUGGAGAGGAAGAGGAUGUCAAAAACAGUGUAGACAGUACAAAGAAGUUGGAAAAUUUCAAGGUUGAGAAUGGAAAUGAUGCCAGCACAGAAACAGAUGACGAUGCACAUGUAUUGAUGUCAGCUAAUGCUACCUGUGAUGGAGCGGACCCAGGUGUGAAGGUGAACUCUAAAGACCUUAACAAAUUACUGGAGACAGAGACUUGUAAAGAUAGUAAGACUACUCUUGAUGUAACCAACCAAGGUGAGAGUCAGAACUUACCAGCUGGUGACACUGAUCCAAGGACAGGUAGUUCAAGCCCACUACCCGAGAAGCAUUGUUCGCCUGCACACACUUGCAAAACUGUCAUUAGUUCUAGUCAUGUUAACAGUGCAAAGAGGACACGUAGUAUUAGUGAUUCAUCAAACCAUGAGACUGCAGAACACACACUCACUUCCAAAAAAGCAAAACUGUGUGCAAGUGUACCUGAUGAUGGCAGUGAUAGAGUAAAGUGUGAAAAUGGCAGUGUGAAAUCAGAGGAAACAAAUCAAGAGGUAGAAAAAAAAUGUAAGAGUUCAGAUCCCUUGCCCAUUACUGACAUGGAAGCCGAAGUGAACACAGAUCAUGUGGAUAGUGUGACCAAGAGACAUCUGGAAAUCUAUAAUUUGACAGCUGAACAAUUACAGGAAAUCUGUUCAUCGAUUUCAACCAAGGGAUCAAAGUUGUCAGAAAGCACAAUGAUUGAAGACCUGGUGGAGAAACUUUUAAAUAGAUCAACUUCAGUUCGAAGCAUGAAUGCCCCUCGCUUCAACAAGUUCCUAAGACAAUUGCUGAACCAUUACUGCUGCCUUGAUACCUCUAAGGAAAGCAAGCACAGCCUGUGUGAGAAAGCUGUGCAAUGGGCAAGAGACAGGAAAAGUGUGAACCUACGUCAUGAGUUGGAAUUAACUCUUAUGUCUUUGUAUUACAAUACGUGUCAAUAUAAGAAGGCAGAGGGAGUAGCAAAUGCCCUCUACAGUGAAACAAAGAAACUUCAGGACAAGGAAAAAACUGUGAAGGCAUGCUUGUGUCUUAGUCAGGUGUACCAUGCAAUGGGCAAUAUUUCUAAAGCUCGAGCCAACAUCACUACUGCCAAGACUGAGGCCCUCAAGAUAUACACUCCACCUGACAUGCAAGGAGAACUUGACUUACAGUCAGGAAUAAUGCAAGUAGCAGAAGGCAAGGACAUGGAAACAGCUUUCUCAUAUUUCAAAGAGGCAGCAACUGGCUUUGUUUCUCGCAAGCAGAGAGCAAGAGCACUUAAGUACAUGCUUUUGUCAAAGAUUAUGAUGAAUAGAUCUGAGGAAGGAGAAAAGGCUGUGCACAGUCAAAGUCACGUCCAAGACAUAGAUGAGGGGGUAGAGGCCAUGCUAGCCAUUGCUGGUGCUGCUCGCAGAUCCUCACUGAUGGAAUUCAGGAAGUUGCGUGAAGUGCAUCAGGAGCACCUGGCUGGAGACUUGGUGGUAGCUGGGAUCCUGGAUGAACUCUACACCACAAUGAUGGAAAAAAACCUGCUCAAUAUAGUUCUUCCUUAUGAGUGUAUACAGAUUGGGUACGUAGCAGAAAAAAUUGGUUUACCACGAGAAGAGGUGGAGAGAAGAAUAUCCCAGAUGAUCCUUGAUAAACGCAUCAAUGCCCAACUGGACCACCGUGAUGACUGCCUCUAUGUCUAUGCUUCCGUUGAUUCAGAUGUUGUUUAUCAGACAGGCCUUAAAACCUACCAGUUGGACAAGACCAUAUCUCAUCUGAACCGUAAAGUGAAAAAACUAUUGUAAUGAAUGCUGUUUAUAGGAGAUAAAGUUUAUAGGAGUUCCUUGACUUUUUGAGGACAUUUUGAUGUGUAACAAUACACAUUUAUUGUUCAAUAGUUAAGGUAUUUUGAAAGUUAUAACUAUCUCAAAGUGUCUUAUAUACUGAGGUGUGAAAUUGUAUGGUUAAUGGUAUAUAAUUUCUCUCUCUCUCUCUCUCUCUCUCUCUCUCUCUCUCUCUCUCUCUCUCUCUCUCUCUCUCUCUCUCUCUCUCUCUCUCUCUCUCUCCACUCAUUUUGCUGUGGAUUGCAUUUAUAUAUUUGUAUUAUUUUGGGUUGGAGAUAAGAAUGAGAAUUUGUUUUCUUAUUGGCAUAAAAUGUGAAGCAAUAAGGUCUUCGCUGCAGAUGCCACAAAACUUAAGGUGUAUUAUAUAUAUUAAUUUUGAACAUUUUCUUGCAUCUUGUUAUGUUGAAUAUAGAUAUAUUUCUCUUUAACUUCAUUUCAGCCACAUCCUUUGUAUUUAAGCUUGAAUUGCUUUCCUUUCUGAAUAAUGUAUAAUGUAUAUUCCAGGAACUUCACGUAUUACUGCUUAUUUAUUUGGUCAUAUUCCUUUAUUAUUAUUAUUAUUAUCAUUAUUUUUUUUUUUUUUUUUUUUUUUUUUUUUUUUUUGAAUAUCAUGAUCAUUAUCAUAAGACUUUCCCCAUGUGUGUGUUUGUGUGUGUGUGUGUGUGGGGGGGCGUGGGCGUGGGCACGCACAUACAUGUAUGGACUUUCACAAGUGUAGGGUGUUUAUGUAUGUGCACAUGCAUGGCAACACUCAUGCUUGUAGGAUGUGUCUUUAAAACUGAAUAAGGAUUCAUGCAUUUAGUCAUAAUUGUGCCAUUUAUCACUUCACCCCUUCCAUGUCCUUAUAAGGACAACUGCAUGUACAUACAUAUAAUGCUUACAUCCUUAGUAAAACAAUAUCACACAUAACCUGUGAAGAUAAUGGUACAUGGUACUGGUCCAUUUAUUUUGAAGCCCUGUGAACACCUGGUGUAUUUGAAUGGUGAUGAGUGCUGGUCUUCCUUUCUCAUAUGUUGGACCAUCAUUUCACUUGAACCUCAUGCAUGGUCAAUGUAUCUCCUUAUUUUGUCUCCACAUGUUUGUAGGAAUUUUCACAGAACUAGCCAUUUACAGGAUAAGGUUAUAUAAAAAUAACUCAGGUUAAUUUCUAUAUCCAUAUUUACCUCAUAUGCAUUGUUGCAAGGUGGUUUAUGUAGUAAUAGCAAAUAAUGUUGAUCCUGCAAUUCUAAGGAUAUUUAAAAGUGGCUCAGAUUUUUUUUUUUUUUUUUUUUUUUUUUUUUUCAGUAAGAUCCAUUUUAUCAGGAAGGCAAUAUGAAUCAAGUUAUCUUCUGAAUAAAAAAGGAUGUCAGGUGAUCUGCAACAGAAUAUCCUUUAUAUGGAGUGAAUUGACUUGAGAAAGAAGAAAAAUGGAGCAUCCCUGCUCAGUACUAUUACAUUCCUGCCAAAGUUGUUAUGUAUUUCCAACAUAAACUCAUUAUUGGUGGCCUUAUUUUUUGUGGUAUUGAAUUUUUUGCAGGGUAACCACAGAGACUUGCCUGCCACUUAUAACAAUGUUUCAAAAACAAUUUAAUUACUUGUGCUUGUAGACAUACCUUCAGGUGCUUACACCUUUGUUAUGAAGGCAAUUGUCUUUUUGGAUCACAAAAUUAUGAUCUUGCUAAAGUAUUGUUAUUUUUUUUUUAUUAUUAUUAUUAUUAUUAUUAUUAUUAUUAUUAUUAUUAUUAUUAUUAUUGUUAUAGGGGGAUGAAAAUAUGGUUUAUUUCUAAUAUGAAUAAAUAACAUUAGUCACCAAAUCUUAACCUGGAAGUGAAACAGGUAAAAACAAUUUUAUUAAAAAAAUUUAAGUUAUUCUUUUGUGAUCCUCUUGCCUGCUGUAGUGACUGAGGGGAAUGAGGAUGAGUUUGUCUAUUACUUAACUUGUCAGGUCAUAAAGCUUUGUAUUUUAUUUAUUUAUUUUUUUUUUUUUUUUUUUAUAGAGAUUAUUCAAAGUACAAGGAUGGUUUUAAGUGGAGCAGCAAGAAUUUUUUGUGUUUUCUGUUAAGUAACCCUGCAAAUAUAAAAGUUAUGCUGUCUCUAGUCUAUUGACAUCCAAGGCUUAGUGGAGGUUGAAGAGUUAGUUGAUCUUUAGAUGCAAGCAUGAGGCAAACUCCUCCACAAACUUACAGUGAGCUAACCUCUCUAUGCACAUUUUUAAGCUUGUAUAUUUCUCUUUAUUUUGUUUGCUUUUGAUACAUAUUAUAUUGUUCAUAUAUUUCAAUCUGUCUAUACACCAGGCUGAUAUCUCCCACAAAGUGAAAUAGCAGUGACAAGUGAAAGUAAAAUAUGAUGCAUUAGAACUUUGUUGAGUAGAUUUCAAUUUGAUUAAGAUUAAAGUAUGAAUAAAAACAUUGAAUAAAACUGUUUGGACACUUUUUUAUGUAUUUUUUAUGUGAUCUUGAUGCCAGUGUAAAAAUAAAUGAUGGAGUCUAA